This is a messenger RNA of Postia placenta MAD-698-R-SB12, 1137 nucleotides long. RefSeq lists its product as hypothetical. The record is from RefSeq and is a predicted model, not a curated record. Lineage: Eukaryota; Fungi; Basidiomycota; Agaricomycetes; Polyporales; Adustoporiaceae. The coding region runs from base 1 to 1137 and encodes 378 amino acids. The transcript is spliced from 9 exons.
AUGUCUACUGAGUUUGAGGACGUUCUCACAAACCAACCCGUAGUCAUUGAUAACGGGUCGGGGACAAUCAAGGCAGGGUUCGCUGGUCAAGAUCACCCAAAAUGUUUCUUCCCGUCUUUUGUGGGCAGGCCCAAACACAUACGUGUAAUGGCAGGCGCGCUUGAAGGGGACGUGUUCAUAGGUCGUAAAGCACAAGAGUUUCGAGGACUUCUAAAGAUCAAAUACCCCAUGGAACAUGGAAUCGUUACCGACUGGGACGACAUGGAGCGAAUAUGGAGCUGGGUCUAUGCCGAGGAGCUUGGAACGCUCAGCGAGGAGCAUCCUGUCCUUCUAACGGAGGCGCCAUUGAACCCGCGACACAAUCGAGACGUCGCUGCCCAGAUCUUCUUUGAUACUUUCAAUGUCCCCGCUCUUUUCAUCUCUGUACAAGCUGUGCUAUCAUUGUAUUCUUCAGGACGAACAACAGGUAUCGUUCUGGACUCGGGAGACGGUGUUACGCAUGCAGUACCUGUAUUUGAGGGUUUCUCUAUGCCGCAUGCUAUCCGACGGGUAGACGUUGCAGGACGCGAUGUGACAGACCAUCUGCAACUUCUUCUGCGCAAGUCCGGGCAUCAUUUGCACACUACGGCAGAGCGAGAGGUGGUGCGGACGAUAAAGGAGAAGUGCUGCUAUGUUGCUCUGAAUCCCGCGAAGGAAGAGAAGGAUUCGCUCGGGCGAGGAGAGGAAUUUCGUUUACCUGAUGGUAACACUGUUCAGUUGGGCCCCGAACGGUUCCGCGCACCAGAGAUCUUGUUCAACCCAGAACUGAUCGGUCAGGAAUAUGCUGGUGUUCACCAAGUUGUUGUCGACUCGAUCAACCGGGUGGACUUAGACCUGCGGAAAAGCCUCUUCUCCAACAUCGUCCUCAGUGGAGGCAGCACGCUUUGUCGCGGCUUCGGUGAUCGACUGUUGAAUGAGGUGAAGAAGCUUGCCUUGAAAGACGUGAAAAUCAAGAUAUACGCGCCUCCCGAGCGCAAGUAUUCCACAUGGAUUGGAGGGUCUAUCCUUGCAGGUCUUAACACAUUCAAGAAGAUGUGGGUUUCGGCAGAGGAAUACCAAGAAGAUCCAGAUAUCAUCCAUAGGAAGCUAGGUUUCUGA